UGCUGGACUGCAACAUUCCCUUGUGUUGUGAGAUGAGAGCUGUGGCGUGCACUCUGCUCGUCUUGGGCCUGCUGUGUGACAACGUGAGUGGUGAAGUCACUAUCAACAGUCUACGGGUGGCAGCAGAAGCAUGGGAUGGGGAGCUGCCAUGCAGAAUAUGGGACUGUGAGUGUGUGUUCAAGCACCAGCGAGGCUGCUGCUGUGCCAGCCAUGAGCUCCAAGAAGUGAAGGAUCAAAUGUUGGUGAGAGUGAUGGACCUGUCGAGGAGCGUGGCCCAGCUGGGUGGCAGCCUUCUUGAAUUCUUAGGAGGGAUGAGGGUUGCAUUCACAGCCUCCAUGAGCUUCACAACAAGCUGCUUUGGACCUUUCACCAGAAACAGCUCCAUCCCUUUUGAUGUCGUCACCCUUAACCAUGGAAGGGGAUAUAACCCCACACUAGGUAUAUUCACAGCUCCACGUUCUGGACUGUACUCGUUCUCCUUCUCGGUCUAUUCCAAGGUUGGUGGGGAAGGCACGAGGAUAUACUACAAGAUGCAACUCAUGAAAAACGGGGAGGUGGUGGCAUCUACUUGGGAAGACAACAGAGACGACUCAGAAGACAGCAGCACCCAGACAGUACUGCUGCCACUGCAGCAGGGAGGUCAGGUCUACGUAGAGCUGCUGAGCGGCAGGCAGCUAUGUGGGAAUGUCAAGGGCCUGAACACCUUCGCUGGCUCCUUGAUUCACCCCACUCUGGCCUAACACUGAUUUAUUUCACUGUGGACUAACAUGUCUGCCUCAUUUGGUGUCUCAAAAGUAAUAUUGUAAUUAUUACAGGGUAAUGCCUUAUAUG
Molecule: messenger RNA, 831 nt
Organism: Epinephelus fuscoguttatus (brown-marbled grouper)
Lineage: Eukaryota; Metazoa; Chordata; Actinopteri; Perciformes; Serranidae
Product: complement C1q-like protein 2
Exons: 5
Coding region: 33-740 (235 amino acids)
Molecular function (GO): protein binding
Source: RefSeq, a predicted model, not a curated record